Messenger RNA from Cyclocybe aegerita, 351 nucleotides. The record is from the annotation of a GenBank genome assembly. NCBI's taxonomy places the organism in Eukaryota, Fungi, Basidiomycota, Agaricomycetes, Agaricales, Hemipholiotaceae.
AUGGAGUCUAUCUCACCCCCCAAUGCUCAGCCCGGGGUUCAACCAAAUGAUGAGGAUGCUAAGCGGGCACAAGAGGAACAAAUGAAGCGAGAUCUCCUCGCCACUGUCCUUGAUACAGGAGCCAGGGAACGCUUAUCACGGAUUGCCCUCGUCAGCCCAGAGAGAUCGAAGCAGAUUGAGAUGAUUCUGCUUCGAAUGGCACAGUCAGGACAACUUCGAGGGCGCGUAAGCGAGGAACAGCUUAUCGACUUGCUCGACCAAAUGGAGGCAGCGCAAGGGAAGGUGAACUCAAAAAAGCCUACUAUCGUGUACCACCGGCGGAAAGGCCUUGAUGACGACUUCGACAUAUAA